Molecule: messenger RNA, 3145 nt
Organism: Drosophila serrata
Lineage: Eukaryota; Metazoa; Arthropoda; Insecta; Diptera; Drosophilidae
Gene: AlaRS
Product: alanine--tRNA ligase, cytoplasmic
Biological process (GO): alanyl-tRNA aminoacylation
Cellular component (GO): cytoplasm; mitochondrion
Molecular function (GO): ATP binding; alanine-tRNA ligase activity; nucleic acid binding
Source: RefSeq, a predicted model, not a curated record
CGGUCACACCCCGCACGCUGCAAGUCGGCUGACGAAAUUGUUUAGAUUUGCAUUUACUGUUGAAAACAAGCACCAGCAAAAUGAAGUUCCUGACCGCCAAGGAGGUGCGCGAUGCGUAUCUGGGCUUCUUCAAGGAGCAGAAGCACAUCUACGUGCACUCGUCCAGCACGAUCCCACUGGACGACCCGACGCUGCUGUUCGCCAACGCAGGCAUGAAUCAGUUCAAGCCCAUCUUCCUGGGCACCGCCGAUCCCAACAGCGAAAUGUCCAAGUGGGUGCGCGUGGCCAACACACAAAAGUGCAUUCGCGCCGGCGGCAAGCACAACGAUCUGGACGAUGUUGGCAAGGACGUCUACCAUCAUACCUUCUUUGAGAUGCUGGGCAACUGGUCCUUUGGGGACUACUUCAAGAAGGAGAUCUGCUCCUGGGCCUGGCAAUUCCUCACUGAGCGCCUUGGCCUCCCCAAGGAUCGCCUGUACGUCACAUAUUUUGGCGGUGAUGAAGCCAGCGGCCUGGAACCCGAUCUGGAGUGCAAGCAAUUGUGGCUGGACUUGGGCCUCAAGCCGGAGCACAUCCUGCCGGGUAGCAUGAAGGACAACUUCUGGGAGAUGGGUGAGACUGGACCGUGUGGCCCCUGUUCCGAACUGCACUUUGAUCGCAUCGGCGGACGCAGUGUACCGGAGUUGGUGAACAUGGACGAUCCCGAUGUACUGGAGAUCUGGAAUCUCGUGUUUAUCCAGUACAACCGUGAGUCUGACGGCAGCCUCAAGCAGCUGCCUAAGAAGCACAUUGACUGCGGUAUGGGAUUUGAACGGUUGGUGUCCGUCAUCCAAAACAAACGAUCCAACUACGACACGGAUCUGUUCGUGCCACUCUUCGAUGCCAUCCAGGCUGGCACUGGAGCACCAGCUUACCAGGGACGCGUCGGCGCUGAUGAUAGUGACGGCAUUGAUAUGGCGUACCGUGUGCUGGCCGAUCACGCCCGCACAAUCACCAUUGCCUUAGCUGAUGGUGGCACUCCGGACAAUACUGGCCGAGGCUAUGUCCUGCGUCGCAUUCUCCGUCGCGCUGUGCGCUAUGCCACUGAGAAACUGAACGCCAAGCCUGGAUUCUUUGCCACGCUGGUAAACACUGUCGUGGACUUGCUGGGUGAUGCCUUCCCCGAGGUAAAGAAGGAUCCACAGCACAUUAUCGAUAUCAUCAACGAGGAAGAGCUCCAGUUCCUCAAGACUCUGACAAGGGGUCGUAAUUUACUGAAUCGCACCAUCGAAAAGUUGGGAACCGCAACCAUCAUUCCCGGUGAUGUUGCCUGGCGACUGUACGACACCUACGGCUUCCCCGUCGAUCUUACCCAACUGAUGGCGGAGGAGAAGUCCCUGCAGAUCGAUAUGGCCGGCUACGAGGCAGCCAAACAGAACUCUUAUGUACUGUCACAGGGCAAAGGAGCCAGCAAGAUCGAAGAGAUCAACCUCGACGUGCACGCCAUCUCGCAGUUGCAGGAGCAGAAUGUACCUCCCACCGACGACUCCUUCAAAUACAAGUACGAAGCUGUUUCGGAGGAACGUGACUCUGCCUAUAACUACGGCGAAUGCACCAGUAAGAUUGUGGCUCUGCGCUUUGAGAAUCAGUUUGUGAACGAGAUUAGCAACGGUCAGAAGGCAGGCAUUGUCCUGGACAAGACCAACUUCUAUGCGGAAAGCGGCGGCCAGAUUUACGAUCAGGGAGCUUUGGUUAAGGUCAACGACGAGGCCAACGAGUUCCUAGUGGACCGUGUGUACAACCGUGGUGGCUAUAUCCUGCACAUUGGCGUUGUCGAGGGCACCCUGAAGGUGGGCGAUGAACUCCAUCUGCAUAUCGAUGUGGAACGCCGCUGGCUGACCAUGAAGAAUCACUCUGCCACGCAUGCACUGAACCACUGCCUUCUCCAGGUCCUUGGCAAGGACACCGAGCAGAAAGGCUCAUUGGUGGUGCCUGAGAAGCUACGAUUUGAUUUCAAUAGUAAGGCUGCCAUGACCAUUCAGCAGGUGGCGAAGACUGAGCAGCUAACAAAGGACAUGGUAUACAAGAAUGUACCCAUCUACGCCAAGGAAUCAAAACUCGCUGUGGCCAAGCAGAUUCGUGGCCUGCGCUCGGUGUUCGACGAAGUCUAUCCAGAUCCCGUGAGGGUAAUCUCCUUUGGAGUGCCCGUGGACGAGCUCGAGCAGAAUCCCGAUUCGGAGGCCGGGGAACAGACCUCAGUUGAGUUCUGCGGCGGCACCCAUCUCAGACGAUCUGGCCACAUUAUGGACUUUGUAAUCAGCAGUGAGGAGGCCAUUGCCAAGGGCAUCCGGCGCAUUGUGGCUCUGACAGGCCCUGAAGCCUUGAAGGCACUGAAGAAGUCGGAGGUCUUCGAGCAGGAAAUCAUCCGUCUCAAGGCCACCAUCGAUGCCGAUCAGUCUGGCAAGGACUCAAAGUCGCAUGUUAAGGAAAUUGUCGAGCUGACCGAACAAAUCUCGCAUGCCACGAUCCCGUACGUGAAAAAGGAUGAUAUGCGCAAUUUGUUGAAGGGCCUAAAGAAGACUUUGGACGACAAAGAGCGUGCCCUGCGCGCCGCCGUCUCUGUAACUGUUGUAGAGCGUGCCAAGGCACUGUGCGAGGCGAAUCCCAAGGCCACCGUGCUGGUCGAGCAGUUGGAGGCGUUCAACAACACCAAGGCGCUAGAUGCCGCUCUUAAACAGGUGCGCACUCAGCUUCCGGAAGCCGCCGCCAUGUUCUUCUCUGUCGAUGUGGACUCGAAGAAAAUCUUCUGCCUUAGCUCAGUGCCCAAGAGUGCAGUGGAGAAGGGUCUGAAGGCAAACGAGUGGGUGCAACACGUCUCCCCCACGCUGGGUGGCAAGGGAGGCGGCAAGCCGGAAUCCGCUCAGGCUUCAGGAACUAACUAUGAGAAGGUGGAUGAGAUCGUUCAGAUGGCUAACAAGUUUGCACAGGCUAAAUUGGCUUAAACCGAAGAAUUUGCUUUGACUCAAAAUUGGCAAAUCUUUCAAUUACUCAGAUCUUUUGAUAAACCCUUGAUGCUUACAAAUGGUAAUCCAUUUAUCUGUUCCAAACAGCAUUUCAGAUAAAUUUUUUCGCUUAUUUAUAAAAUAAAAGCAUUUGUACACUUAUA